Messenger RNA from Caenorhabditis elegans, 897 nucleotides. NCBI's taxonomy places the organism in Eukaryota, Metazoa, Nematoda, Chromadorea, Rhabditida, Rhabditidae. The record is from the annotation of a RefSeq genome assembly.
AUGAUGCUUUUACAAUGGAUGGGCUUGACUCUGAUUCCAAUAGCAGUAAUUGGAAUAGUUUCAAAUCUUCUAAUAUUAUUCUCAAUAUCAACCAAUCGCUCUCUCCAUCAUGCUUUUUCAUUGCUCACCGGAAAUCAGGCGGUUUUUAACGGACUCUUUUCAAUUAUAUAUACGAUUUAUGUGAUUCCCAUGAUAAGAUUUAAGUUUUAUGAAAAAUAAUUCUCAUCUUAUUGGAUUUGUAAUAUUGAUUUGUUAUGACGGAGCAAUGCAGGCCCAUGCAUUGAUUACUGUAAAUCGAUUCUUUGCAGUAUUUUAUCCAAUUUUGUAUAAAAAUGUUUUCAGCUCAAAAUGGACCAAGUUAGUAAUAUUUAUAUCCUUUAUUUUUUCAACCACUGUUCUUACAAUAUUCUUUCAAAUCUAUCCAUGUCGUUAUUACUUUUCCGAUGUCUCACUAGGUUUCACUUUUAAUAUGGAAGUACCCAUAUGUUUUGACUAUGGAAUUUACGGUGAUUUUGGGAAAUUCUUCAUUUUAUGCAUGUUCAAUAUUGUGGUUGACACCAUUUCAAUUUGGAAAGUUAGAAAAAUUAGAAGAUUGCAAGGGCAACUCACGUUUCAGAAAAAGGAAAUAAAUCUUUUGAAACAGUCGUUUGGACAAGCUAUUUACCUUUUUAUCUACAUUCCUGUUUAUUUUACCAUCCCAAUGAUAGUCCACAAUGAUGUGAUCGGAUUUUUGUUGAGCACGUUCUACUGGUCUUCUAUUCAUGCAAUGGAUGGCAUUUUAACUCUUGUUUUUAAUAUAGAAAUACAAAAACCUAUCAUUCAAAAAUACAAAAAAAGCUUUUCAUCGGGAAAGAAUUCAGUCUUGUUAGUUAUCAAAAGAUCCAACACUUAUUAAUU